Molecule: messenger RNA, 1347 nt
Organism: Acanthosepion pharaonis
Lineage: Eukaryota; Metazoa; Mollusca; Cephalopoda; Sepiida; Sepiidae
Source: the annotation of a GenBank genome assembly
AUGUAUUCCGUGCAGCAAAAUGCAUCAUCCCCAACAGCCACGCCUACUACAUCAACUGCUUUUCCCCUUGGUCGGCAGUUUGACUGUGAUACAUGUGGGGCAGUCUUCCCUCUUUAUGACCAGAUGAAACGCCACAAGCAACAAGCUCACACGGAAACAAAGACAUAUUCUUGCACUUAUUGUGGUAAAGUUUUUGCACAAGUAUCCAGUAUGCGUAGCCACGAGCGUUGUCACACAGGCGAACGACCCUACACCUGCCAAGAAUGUGGACGGGGUUUUUCACAGAAGGGGAACCUCAAACAUCACAUGAUGACCCAUACGGGUGAGAAGCCAUUUAAAUGUAGCCUCUGUUGGAAGUCAUUUGCUCAACGAGGCAAUCUUAAGCAUCAUCAACGAUGUCACACAGGAGAUAAGCCAUACACCUGCGUUACAUGUAAUAAGUCAUUCUCUCAGAUAGCUAGUCUAAAGAACCACCAUCGUGUACACUCAGGUGAGAAACCGUUCACAUGUGAAACAUGCCACAAAUCCUUCUCGCAAAAAGGUAAUCUGAAAAUCCAUCAACGUUCACAUACAGGCGAUAAGCCUUACUCUUGUGACAUUUGCCAAAAAUCAUUCUCACAAAUCAGUAACCUUAAGAUCCAUCGGAUGUCACAUGAUGGACAAAAACCCUUCUCAUGUCCCAUCUGCGGGAAGUGUUUCUCGCAGAAGGGCAACCUGAAGACACACAUUCGAAAUCAUGAAAACAAUGGUAGUAUUUGCACUAACGAUAUGGGAUCUAGUGACAGCAACAUUACAGGUAACUGCAUUAGCAUGAACCAGCACUGCAAUGGCGAGAGCCCCUCAGGCAGUAACAGUGGCAGUGAUCUCACAAGGGCAAAUGCAGCUGGAACUAGCAGCAGUGACAGUGUUGGGGGUGCUGGUCGCAAGGUGUUGUUUAGCUGUGAGGUUUGUGGUAAGGAGUUCAUCUAUAGGUCCCUGCUGAAAUGCCAUGAGAAAACCCACCUAGUAGAGAGAAUGAACAGACUGAACCAUCCUGAGAACCCCAACAGUAUCCACCAACCACAUGGCCCAGCUCACCCACCCCCACCUCCUCAUCACCAUCACCACCAACCACAUCAUCAACCACAUCAACACAUGAGCCCUCACCAUCAUCACCACCACCAUCAACAUGGGCAUCAUCAUCAUACUCAUCUCAACUCCCAUGGCCCUGGCCGACCUCUCCUCCACCCCCAUACUAACUCAAACCCUGCAUCAGCCUCUGAUAAUACUACAGCUAAUAACAGUCGAAGCCAUGGUAGCCAGGCUCUACGGAUUCCAGACAGAGGGAUGAUCUAUAAACAGCUCUGA